Molecule: messenger RNA, 1091 nt
Organism: Malus domestica (apple)
Lineage: Eukaryota; Viridiplantae; Streptophyta; Magnoliopsida; Rosales; Rosaceae
Biological process (GO): protein import into nucleus
Cellular component (GO): nucleus; cytosol
Molecular function (GO): nuclear import signal receptor activity
Source: RefSeq, a predicted model, not a curated record
CUUCAUAGGCUCCGUCCUUGAUUUGAAUCGCGAUUGAAGAUGCUUUUAGAUUCCAACAACUUAGAUGUUGAGAGGAAAAUAUACAGGUCUUCGUAAUUUAGACGAGUUUAGAGCCACCGGACUCUAUCAAACUUAAAUGUUGAGAGGAGAAAACACAACUCUUCGUAAUUUAGAUUAUUUUGCACUCAACUCUUCUAGAUUGUUCUGGAUGCUUCUCCUCCCUUCUAAUCCCCACCGUUAAACCGCAACACGCACUCAACUUUUCAAACAUUCUCACAAUCUCUCGCCACUAUCCGCAUCUCCAGUCUCCUCUUUCAUCACAACAGUCAAGAAAAUGUUCGGAGUCGUCUUCCCGAAUCGCAGCUUCCCAAUGGACAUCUCCUCCUUCUCCCAGAUCGACACCUUCCACUGGAUUCUCGACAUGAACACCUUCGUCGGGGAGGAGUACGAUCAAGUGCGCGAGCUCUGCAUAUUUCUCUUAAACAACUUCACACUCCCGCCGGACAAAGCCCUAGCCGUCUACAUCCAGUCCCCGGGCUCUGCCUUCUUCUUCUGCGGCGCCAUCACCGUGGCUAGGCCGUCGGCGGUGCUUGCUCUUCCGUGGCCACCGCAGGGGGGGCAGCUGCAGCUCACAGCCGACGCGGCGCCGCUGUCGGCCAAAAUCGGCGUGUCGGUGGAGGACCUGGCGACGCUGCCGUCGCUGGACGUCACCGCCGAGAAGCGAAUCGAGAGGUUGGCGAUGAAAGUUGGGGAGAAUCUGUUCAAUUUUAUGCAGUCGUUUUGCGGCGUGGAUGGGAGCAAGCUGGUGGUGCCCAUGGAUAUCUUGGACCGGUGGUUCAAGAAGUUUCAGGAGAGGGCUAAGCGCGAUCCUGAGUACUUGAAAGGCUUCGCUUUGUAAUUUUGUAAGCUCUGCUCUCUUUUUUUUUAAUUUUUUUUCUUCCUUUUUUUAAUUUCGUUUAGUUGAAUUUCUCGGUUUGUAAUUGUAGUGUGUUUUAUGAUAAUUACUACUUGAUUUUUGGGGGUUUUUGCCCAAUCCAAUUCCAAUGUAGUAAAUGUUAGGUAGAACAUAAUUUGCGAAUGCUUACACGAUC